CCGUUCGCGUGCAGUGCGAGAUAUAAAUACAAGCCACACGCGGAGAGCCCAACAGACAGACUCUGCAUCCGCUCGUGAUAGUUGGUGGCUGCGCAUCGCUCGCACGGAUUUAACUUGAUACAUAUCUCAGGAUUUUUUGCGGGAGAGGCGACUUUUGAAUAUUGCAAGCUGAGCAUAUUCAUCGCUUAUUCCUACACCAGUGGAUCGUAAUUUGCUGUGGUUUUGUGGGAUAUUUCCGAUAAGAAAAUGCCUGCCGAUAUGAUUGAAAAAAACUCAUCCUCUCCGGUCGCAGCAACCCCGGCCAGCAUGAAUACAACUCCCGAUAAACCCAAGACAGCCUCCGAACACAGAAAGUCAUCCAAGCCAAUUAUGGAAAAGAGGAGAAGAGCCAGAAUCAACGAGAGCUUGGGGCAGCUGAAAACUCUCAUCCUGGAUGCGCUCAAAAAAGAUAGCUCCAGACACUCUAAACUGGAGAAGGCGGACAUCCUGGAGAUGACUGUGAAGCAUCUCCGGAACCUCCAGAGAGCUCAGAUGACCGCUGCCCUCAACACCGACCCCACUGUUUUGGGAAAAUAUCGUGCCGGUUUCAGCGAGUGCACGAAUGAAGUCACUCGGUUCCUGUCCACCUGCGAAGGUGUCAACACCGAGGUCAGGACGCGGCUCCUCGGUCACUUAGGCAGCUGCAUGGGCCAGAUCAACGCGAUGAACUACCCCAGCCAGCAUCAGCAGCACCAACACCAACUCCCCCCCACGGGCGGACCAACCCACCCCUCCUUUGGCCAGUCCAUGGUGCAGAUCCCCAACUCUCCCCAGCAAAUCCUGCCCAUGAACACGGUGUCCUGUAAAGGAGGCUCCUCGCCGGGCAAUUUAUCACCAGACGCCACCAAAGUGUACGGCGGUUUCCAGAUCGUGCCUGCCAACGAUGGACAGUUUGCAUUCCUCAUACCUAAUGCGGCUUUUGCGCCAAACGGCCCUGUCAUCCCCGUGUACGCAAACAACGUCGGCACGCCGGUCCCCGUCCCAGCUGCGGUGUCCCCCGGAGUCCCGUCGGGCAACACGGAUUCAGUGUGGCGACCCUGGUGAAAAGUGGAAAGGACAAAAAAGACUCUAAAAUGACACUUAAUAGUUCUCUCUUUGUUGAAUGUUAGAAAGUUGUUUUGAAUUUUUUUUCUCGUUAAAUGGAAAGAGUAUGCACUAUAUUUGUACAGCUAACAAGGGAGUAAAGUUCAUAUUGAAAUGAGAAUUGUAUUGUGGAAGUCCGUUCACUGCAUUUUUUAUAUAUAUAUUUGAGUUGUCUUUUUUUACUGUGUGAUGCCAAAGAUGUUCAAUGCUCUUAUAAUGUUCUUCGUUUUGGAAGACAAAUAAAUUUGUAAAGAUAUGAAAAACAA
Molecule: messenger RNA, 1388 nt
Organism: Trematomus bernacchii (emerald rockcod)
Lineage: Eukaryota; Metazoa; Chordata; Actinopteri; Perciformes; Nototheniidae
Gene: hes1
Product: hairy-related 6
Exons: 4
Coding region: 247-1083 (278 amino acids)
Biological process (GO): regulation of transcription by RNA polymerase II; negative regulation of neuron differentiation; regulation of neurogenesis
Cellular component (GO): nucleus
Molecular function (GO): DNA-binding transcription factor activity, RNA polymerase II-specific; RNA polymerase II cis-regulatory region sequence-specific DNA binding; protein dimerization activity
Source: RefSeq, a predicted model, not a curated record